Acomys russatus (golden spiny mouse) is the source of this 1103-nucleotide messenger RNA. RefSeq names its product aspartate beta-hydroxylase domain containing 2 (gene Asphd2). The transcript has 4 exons. Bases 1 to 1047 code for a protein of 348 amino acids. Lineage: Eukaryota; Metazoa; Chordata; Mammalia; Rodentia; Muridae. The record is from RefSeq and is a predicted model, not a curated record.
AUGCUUACCGAGUCCCUCAAGAUGUGGCUGGUCGCCUGGAGCUGGUCUCUGGAUGGCUUGAGGGACUGCAUCGCCACUGGCAUCCAGUCAGUGCGGGACUGUGACAACACAGCCGUCGUCACGGUGGCCUGCCUGCUGCUUCUGUUCCUGUGGUACUGUUACCACGUGGGCCGGGAACAGCCCCGACCCCACGUGUCCGUCAACUCCCUCCUGCAGGGCGUGGAUGCCAACGGGCUGCAGAACGGGUCCAUGUACUGCCAGUCACCCGAGUGUGUGCACUGCUGCACGCACCACGAAGGCCUCAACCAGAAGCUUUACCACAAUCUACAGGAAUACGCCAAGCGGUACUCUUGGUCCGGCAUGGGCCGUAUCCACAAGGGCAUCCGGGAGCAGAGCCGCUACCUCAGCAGCCAGCCCUCCAUCCAGAAGCCGGAGGUCUUCUUCCUGCCUGACCUCCCCACGACGCCCUACUUCUCCCGGGACGCCCAGAGGCACGACGUGGAGCUGCUGGAGAGGAACUUUCAGGCCAUCCUCUGCGAGUUCGAGACACUCUACAAGGCUUUCUCUAACUGCAGCCUCCCGCAGGGCUGGAAGGUGAACAGCACCCCCAGCGGGGAGUGGUUCACCUUUGACUUUGUCAACCAGGGCGUUUGCGUCCCCAGGAACUGCAGGAAGUGCCCCCGGACUUACCGCUUGCUCGGCAGCCUCCGGACCUGUAUGGGGAACAAUGUUUUUGGGAACGCCUGCAUCUCAGUGUUGAGUCCCGGGACUGUGAUCACGGAGCACUACGGGCCCACAAACAUCCGCAUCCGGUGCCACCUAGGUCUGAAGACUCCCAAUGGCUGCGAACUGGUGGUGGGGGGUGAGCCCCAGUGCUGGGCAGAAGGCCGAUGCCUGCUCUUCGAUGACUCCUUCCUGCACACUGCGUUCCACGAAGGUUCCGCUGAGGAUGGCCCACGGGUGGUCUUCAUGGUGGACCUCUGGCACCCCAACGUGGCAGCUGCCGAACGGCAGGCCCUGGAUUUCAUCUUUGCCCCGGGACGAUGAGGGUGUUGCCUGGGCUGGAGCCAGGCUGAGUGGAGCCUGGGUAGACUGUGGGGCAG